Molecule: messenger RNA, 846 nt
Organism: Entrophospora sp. SA101
Lineage: Eukaryota; Fungi; Glomeromycota; Glomeromycetes; Entrophosporales; Entrophosporaceae
Source: the annotation of a GenBank genome assembly
AUGAUUAAGGAAGCACAAAGUUGUUUAAUGGAAAUUUGUGGAAGUGGUCGAGUAAAAGAAUUGUUGGCUCAAGGUUUACAAUUACAAAAAUAUGCACUUCCACCAGAACAAGAAAAAUUAGAUAAACAACGUCAAUUACCAUUUCAUAUGCAUAUCAAUUUUGAAUUGUUAGAAUGUGUUUAUUUGACUUGUUCUAUGUUAUUGGAAAUUCCAAGUAUGGCUGCUGCUGAUUCCAAUCCUGAAGCUCGAAAAAAAAUAAUUAGUAAACCUUUCAGAAAAUUGUUAGAGUAUAGUGAAAAACAAGUGUUUAGUGCUGAAAAUACAAGGGAUCAUAUAAUGGGUGCAGCUAAAGCACUUGCUGUUGGUGAAUGGCAAAGAUCUCAAGAACUCAUUGGUGCUAUAAAAAUAUGGGAUUUGAUGCCUGAGAAAAAAAAGAUAAUAGAGAUGUUGAAUCAUAAAAUUCAAGAAGAAGGUCUUCGCACUUAUCUUUUCACCUACUCCACUUACUAUGCAAACUUGGGACUUGAACAAUUGAGCAAUAUGUUUUCUUUACCUGUAAACAAUGUCACUUCAAUUGUUUCUAAAAUGAUUUGGAAUGAGGAAUUAGCUGCAUCAUUGGAUCAAGUAGAAAAUGCCAUAGUGUUACACAGAGUGGAACCUACAAAAGUUCAACAAUUGGCUUUAAUGCUUGCUGAAAAAGUAGUAACAUUUGUUGAAGCUAAUGAAAAAUUAUUGGAACAAAAGCAAACAACUGGUAACCAAAGAGAUCAACCAAGACAAAGAGGCAAGAAAAAUUUUCAUAUACCAUUUAAAAGCAACAGAACUAAAUUAUCACAACAGAAUUAA